AUGACUGUCAAUUACCACAGAGCCGCUUCAACAAGUAGGCCAUGGACAUUCUUCAAAUUACUUUUCAAAUGGAAAGGUAGCAUAUGGAAAGCCGUCUACAUGGAGCUUAUAUGCUUUUUGAUCAUCUAUGGGAUCAUUUCUGUCAUCUAUCGCUGUGCUCUCAGCAAAUCGCAACAACUGAAUUUCGAAAGAGUCGUGAGAUAUUUCGAUGCCCGGCUCGACUACAUCCCGCUGGAACUUGUACUUGGCUUUUUCUGCACUCAGGUGUUCAACAGAUGGAAUAAGCAGUACGAUACGAUUGGCUUUAUCGACAAAUCUGAACAAGCUCGAAUGUACAGGCGAAACAUUCUCCGCUAUUGCGAAUUAGUUCAGGUGCUUGUCUUUCGAGACGUAAGUAUGCGAGUCAGACGGCGAUUUCCUACGCUAGACACGAUCGUCGCUGCAGGUUUCAUGCUACCCCAUGAAAAAGAGAUAUUCAAGUCAUACAAUGGCUCCUCGCCGAAAUAUUGGAUACCGGCCAACUGGGCACUUGCCAUGACAUAUCAGGCUUGGAAACAUGGUUAUAUCGAAAGUGCUUACUACAAAGUUACGCUUCAAGAGGUCGUUUGUUUGGCCGUACAUUUUUACUUCCUCGUCUGCAUAUUCGCGCGUCAACAAAUCGUGGUUGAACAUGAGUUCAAAACUGAGGUGGAUACGUACUUUCCAAUAAUGACAGCAUUACAAUUCGUAUUUUAUAUGGGAUGGAUGAAAGUGAUUGAAGCCGUUAUCAAUCCUUUGGAGAAGAUGAUGACGAUUUUCGAAACCAAUGCUCUCAUAGACCGAAACAUCACGAUGGGCAUGAUGAUAGUCGAUCAAGGAUAUGAUCGUCCCCCGGAACUACGCCGUGAUCCCUUUUGGGACUCCGUUCAUCCACUCUACUCUGAAGAAACGUCACGUAUUCCUAAUAAUGUACCGCAAGGAUCUGUUAGUCACGUAAAGUUGGCCAGUUCUGUGUCUGAGGUAGUUAUGAUGCCACAUUCUCGAGCUGAAACAGGAAACACUCCAGUAUUUUCCACUGGAGCUUCCAUUCGUAAGAGUAAAAACGUCAAGGUUAAAGACGACGAACGUUACAAACCACGACAACGUGAAGAAUCAAUGAUCUUCAGAAGAGUCAAGUUCGCACUCAACAAGUACGAAUUCUUUUUCUACAUCUGA
Cooperia oncophora is the source of this 1194-nucleotide messenger RNA. Lineage: Eukaryota; Metazoa; Nematoda; Chromadorea; Rhabditida; Trichostrongylidae. The record is from the annotation of a GenBank genome assembly.